Molecule: messenger RNA, 2214 nt
Organism: Exophiala aquamarina CBS 119918
Lineage: Eukaryota; Fungi; Ascomycota; Eurotiomycetes; Chaetothyriales; Herpotrichiellaceae
Exons: 1
Coding region: 1-2214 (737 amino acids)
Source: RefSeq, a predicted model, not a curated record
AUGGGUAGCGGACAAAGGUUUCAUCUGCCAACUGCGCUGAGGAGGGGGAAAUCUACAGUUCGCACUCAAGAUUGGCAACUGGAAGGAAAAGAUUUCAAAGCACAGCAUAUCUUGGGCAUCACAGAAACGGCCUUGAACACAGCCCGGAACCAAAGCAUUAGUUCUUCUACUACCGCGAGGAUCCCUGCACUGACAUUUUCCGACACCGCUACUGAACUCGGAUCAACGGCUACACCAAUAGAAAGGCAUGAAGAUACACCAGAGCUGAAUCUGAAAGCAUCAUCCGUUUUAUUGCACGAAGAGUUCAAGAUCAAUGGAGACACUGCAAGCUCACUUCGAUCAAGACCGCUCAGGCUAUACGGGUCUAACUCUACGCUCAACUCAUACUACGAUGCCCAGAAGACCCCACUUGCCAUUUCACAACAGACCUCGGAUUCUUCAAGACGAGACUUUGCAUUAAGAAAGGGAUCGCCCGUUGUCGUCAACGUCAAGCCUCCUACUGAGAAAGGCUCUCCAUUACGUUUCUUCAGGUCAUCGAAGAGCCGGGAAGGGCAUGAACCCAGAAAACUUACCAAGUCGAGUCCUCCACCGUCCGAUCAAUACCUUCCACUGACACCCAAAAGUCAGCGAUCAUGCGGCUCAACCCGUAAUCGAAAUGCUGCCAUUCCUGACAUUCCUUCGCACACCAGCAUGCCUGACGCUUCAUCUAAAGCAGUCAAGGGGGUUCACUUCUAUCCGCUAAGUUCAAGACAGUCGGUCACCGCCAAGGAAAUCCAGCAACUCAAACCAUCACCAGUGAAGGCCGAAGUCCCGCAUAUCAAAGUCAAUAUCAGGAGGCCUAGGGCUGGCGCGAAGCAUUGGUUCGAUGGGCUCGAGGGUGACAGUAGUGAAGAGGGAAGUGUUCAUGAGCCAGAAUUCCAUCAAAGUUUUGUCACGGGAAUGGAGAUGGCUUUCGAAGCAGGCAGCAUAGGAAUGAGGUCGAUACAUACGGAUAAUGGGUCUCGGCUUGUCAAAGAAGGGGCUGCCGAGAACGACAGGACUCAGAAACCUAGGAGCAUGAGCAAGCCGCCGUUGAUUCCUCCCCGCGUAUCGACCCUGAACGCGAAGUCCUCAAGAUCGACUCUCUCACAACCUGGAACCGCGCGGAGCCAAUCCAAGACCAAGGCGGGAUCACUGGCGUCGACAGAUUUGCAGCAUACCAGUAUUCUCGACCUCUCCUCUUCCGACGAUGAAGAACCCAGGUCUCAAUCCAAUCCUCGCGAGAAUUCCUUGCCCCGACUGCGUGAUAGUAUUGCAAUCGAUGUGCUCAAUGAAUCUGAAAUUGAGGUCGGGACUGCCAAGGCAAUUGAUACCAAACAGAAUUGCUCCAUGACAGCCACUCCCAGCUUGCGACGAGUCAACGGCGCUCACGCUCAUUCCAAGCGGAAAACAAGACCAUCUUCGAAACGUCAUAGCAUAGCACCAACUUACCUCAGCGAUCAGUCAUCCGAACGGUUAGUGGGCAAAAAUGACCUGCUCACCUCGUUCCCUGCCACUCCCACAGAGCCUGUGGCAUCGCAGCGCACAUCGUUCCAGAUAUCGGACACGGCGAGCAUCGAAAGUCGGAGGCUUAUGAGCGUCACCAGACAGGAAGAGUUGUUGUUAGCAGCGAUGAGAUCGAAACGAUCGGCCCUGAAUCAGCCAAGCACCAGGGCAGCCGGGCACCGAGUUCAAGCAAUGAAAAGUGAAGAAAGACCAUUGCGGCCGGCUUAUCAGGCUUAUAAAAGCCCUGUAGCUCUGGAAGUAUGCAUGUCGCAGCAGAAUAAGCGGUUCGAUCCCCCACGCAGCAAUUACCCUGAGAAGUCGUUCGACCAGGCAUCCUGCACAACAUUCCAGACAGGAGCUUCCGUGGAUCCGAGCGUGCGUCUCUCGAUUGCCAGCUAUCAAACCGACGCUUCAGUAGAGACUGAAACCGAGGUCAUGUCUCAAAUGUCAAUGCUAUCCCCGGCAUACCAUAAUAAUGGGAACCGCACCAGUCGAUCAACGUUCUUCUCGUCGUCGAGUGGAACCAACGAUUCCAUGGACCAGGCAUAUAGUCUGAAGCAGAAUGCCUAUCUGACAACCCUGGAAAAACUAAGACAGGUACCUUCUCGAGAUGAAGUCUUGUCACAAGAUUUCAUUGACUGGCCAUACCAAGGCUGGGAGGCAACGUCAAAGCUUGGCACAGCGCACUGA